Messenger RNA from Pangasianodon hypophthalmus (striped catfish), 3039 nucleotides. RefSeq names its product solute carrier family 5 member 5 (gene slc5a5). Gene Ontology annotation, molecular function: symporter activity. The transcript has 17 exons. Gene Ontology annotation, cellular component: membrane. The coding region runs from base 153 to 1973 and encodes 606 amino acids. Gene Ontology annotation, biological process: iodide transmembrane transport; sodium ion transport. The record is from RefSeq and is a predicted model, not a curated record. NCBI's taxonomy places the organism in Eukaryota, Metazoa, Chordata, Actinopteri, Siluriformes, Pangasiidae.
CCUGAGAGCAGACACACACACACACACACACACACACAUUAUUCUGCACAAAACUAGCCAUUCAUAAAUGUUCAUUUCUCAACUUCAGGACUGACAAAAGCAGACAUAAGCAAUAAACAAAGCUGAAGCUGCAGUGUGUGAGGAGAAUCAGAAUGUCAGCGGCUAUAACAGACAGGUUGGGCUUCACUGUGGGAGACUAUGCUGUGUUCGGCGCCAUGUUGGCCGUCUCCAUGUUUAUCGGCGUAUUCCAGUCUCUGCGCUCACGUGGGCGGAGCUUCUCAGAUUCAAACACAGUGGAGAAUUUCUUCAUGGGAGGGCGGAGCCUGGGGGCGGUACCAGUGGGUGUGUCUCUGUGUGCAAGCUUCAUGUCGGCCGUGCAGGUGCUGGGGGUUCCGUCUGAAUCAUACCUGUACGGCUUCAAGUUCCUCUACAUGUGUUUGGGGCAAGGCAUCAACUCCUUCCUGACGGCCACACUGUUCCUCCCUGUGUACUACAGACUGACCAUCACCUCCUCUAACCAGUAUCUGAGGAUGAGGUUCGGCAGAGGAAUGCAGCUGCUUGGGAGUCUGCAGUUUCUUAUAGCCACACUCCUCUACACUGGCAUUGUUAUCCUUGCUCCUGCACUCAUCCUAAAUCAGGCUACAGGCUUGAACAUGUGGGCGUGUCUGAUCUCCACCGGACUCAUCUGUACGUUCUACACAAGUGUGGGCGGAAUGAAGGCCGUUGUGUGGACAGAUGUGUUUCAGGUCGUCGUUAUGCUUUUGGGUUUCGUCGUUACCUUCGUUCACGGCACUGUCCUGGCAGGAGGACCAGCCAGAGUCCUGGAGAUUGCCAACAACGGAUCACGCAUCAACUUUAACGAUUUUGGGUUGGAUCCUCAGAGGCGGUACUCGUUCUGGAGUUUUACAGUCGGAGGGACGAUGGUGUGGUUGUCCAUGUACGCAGCGAAUCAGGCUCAGGUGCAGCGCUACAUCUCCUGCAGGACGGAGAGACAAGCAAAGUGGGCUUUGUUGAUCAAUCAGGUGGGUUUGUGUCUGAUUGUGAGCAGCGCAGCUACAUGUGGUAUGGUGAUGUACGCUCUUUAUUCACACUGCGAUCCUCUCAAAUCUGGUCGAAUCUCUGCACCGGAUCAAUACAUGCCGUAUUUCGUACUGGAUAUUUUUCGGGAACUUCCUGGAUUUCCCGGACUUUUCCUCGCCUGUGCAUACGGAGGAACGUUAAGUACGGUCUCGACCAGCAUUAACGCCAUGGCUGCGGUUACGAUGGAGGAUCUGCUGAAGCCGUUUCUGAUCGACUCGUUAGAGAGGAAACAGAUUCAGCUCUGCAAGUUACUGUCGUUUCUGUAUGGAGUCGGCUGCAUCAUAACGGCAGCUCUCUGCUCUCUCCUGGAUUGGGGAGUUCUGCAGGGCUCGUUUACAGUAAUGGGCGUGGUUAACGGGCCGCUCCUGGGCACUUUUAUCCUGGGUAUGUUCAUCCCAGCUGCAAAUAAACCGGGUGCGUUUGCCGGCGUGGCGGUGGGGUUCUCUCUCGCUCUGUGGCUCGCUGUUGGAAGCUCCAUUUAUCCUCCAACCCCACAGAGAAUGGGUGUGUUACACACCAGUGCAGACUACUGCCCUUCAGCUAACAUUACACACAACUCCACCAUGCUAACAACACCAUCACCUACGCUGUCACCUCCAGGACCUGCAGAGAACCGGCAUGGUGGUCUUCAGGAUUUUUACUCCAUAUCUUACCUCUACUUUGGAGCUCUGUCCACUGGAGCAUCUGUGCUAGUUGGAAUAGUGGUUAGCUACCUAACAGGACCGACACAGAGAGGCUCCAUCCAGCCUGGUUUGCUGUGGUGGGAUCUGAAACCUCACCGUGAUGCUCCUCAGGAAAGCACAGGUGAAUCGAUGACCCUGAAUCCCACCAUCGUCCUUCUGAACCCUGAGAAAGACGUCGAUAAAGAGCAAAAAUCUGUAUCUGUUUUGUGAGGAACGUUUGUGUUGGUUGUGUAUUUAGAAAAGGACAUGUGUCUUUAUGAAUGUGUGUUUUAUAUUUUCAAAUACAACCAAAUCCUCACAGUGGGAUGAAUAAUUCUUCCUUCUGUUGAUUUCUCUCUCUCUCUCUCUCUCUCUCUCUCUCUGUGACUGCGACAGACACAAACCCACAGACAUUUAAUGUCUAACAUUCCGUACAUUCCUCAUGAGACCUGAAUCAAUAGCGUUGAUAUUCUUAUCUUUAUUUAAAUAUGCUUCAAUCAGCACAUUUCUGACACACCUUUCAGCACUUCCUUGGUUACACCACACACCUGCACUACACCUGUCUGUCUCCUAAUCCCACAUGUGUAUUCAUUUACAGACUAAAGAGGAAGGAGAUUAAAUUAUGAAAAUCAGUUGAGUCAGAAUGGACUAAACAUUUCUAAUUUAAUAUUACCCAUAAAUGCUAACCUGCAUGAAAACUGGCGUUGACUGCUGGGUAUUUAAACAAAUUUACACACGUUAAUGUACAUUUCAGUUUUAUUUAUACAGCCGUUUUAACAGCAGACAGUUUUGCAAAGCGGCUUUACAGAAAUCUGGAUGUAGGUUUAGAUCUCUGCUGAACAAAGCAGAGGCGACGAUGACAAGGAGCAGAGAAGAGAAGAGUGAAGACAGACAGUAGUGAGUGUGUGUACAGGAUGUUCAGUAUGUGCAGAGUGUGAAUAAGGGAAAAAUCCUGAGAUGAGCAACAGGACGCUGUUUAUGAUUACAGCAGCAGAGUCUACAGAAUCCAGGACAGAUUAAACGCUGAAUAAACACUGAGAGUCGGAAAUGAACUGUUUAUAGUGGAGCAAUAUAUAAUAAAAAAAAGAGGAAGUGAAAUGGAAUUAAAGACAGUAAAAUUUGAUAAAUAUACCCAAGACUGUGGAGCUUCGCUGGUCACACCCCGACUUACAAAGAUAAUACAUAGCUAUGGCUUAGUCACAUGAGGAAAAGAGAUUAAUAAUAAAGAGCGAUCAUUGUAUUGUACCUCAAACUGGAGUGUGUGUGUGUGUGUGUGUGUGCGUGUGUGUGCGUGUGU